Molecule: messenger RNA, 531 nt
Organism: Penicillium roqueforti
Lineage: Eukaryota; Fungi; Ascomycota; Eurotiomycetes; Eurotiales; Aspergillaceae
Exons: 1
Coding region: 1-531 (176 amino acids)
Source: RefSeq, a predicted model, not a curated record
AUGACUUUCAACGUCUUCCUUACCGGCCUUCUCGCUGCCACCGCUGCUGCCGUCCCUCUUUCCGCUCGUUCCGGAGAAUCCGGUGCCGUUCAGACCCGUGAUUCUGGCGGCGGCGGCCUUCAGAUCGUGAACAACAUGGGCAAAGAUCUCUACCUAUGGACCACCUCGUCCGAUGCUGGCUCCAUGCAGACCAUCAGCUCUGGAGGUGACCACAGCGAGGACUGGACCACGAACUCCAACGGCGGCGGUAUCUCCAUCAAGUUGUCCACCAGCGAGACCGAGGAUAGCGUCCUUCAGUUCGAAUACACCCAGAAUGGCGAUACCCUCUUCUGGGACAUGUCCUCCAUCGAUCUCGACGCGAGCUCCGACUUUGUCAAGGCGGGCUUCACCGUUGUGCCCAGUGACUCGAGCUGCAAGACGGUUUCUUGUGCCGCUGGCGAUGCGGACUGCAAGGAUGCUUAUCAGCUCCCCGACGACGUGAACACCUACUCGUGCUCUCUGAGCGCCGAUUUCACUCUUACUCUGGGAUAA